This is a messenger RNA of Schistosoma turkestanicum, 686 nucleotides long. The record is from the annotation of a GenBank genome assembly. Lineage: Eukaryota; Metazoa; Platyhelminthes; Trematoda; Strigeidida; Schistosomatidae.
AUUCAGAAAAACAAUACCUACCUACUCACAUUAUUAGUUUUUUAAUUUGAAAUCUUGUUCAAAAACAAUAUUGUUUAUAUUCAUCAUUGAACUACACUAAGAUACAAUAACAAUGCGAUACAAAACUACGUUAUCUAUUAAUCAAGAAUUUGCAAUCUUAUCAAUAGUUCAUCGGUUCAUUUCAUCUUUAUUGUUAAUUUUAAUAUUAACAAGACAAACAAAAGGAUAUUUGGUAUACAAUGAUGGUGCACUAAUACAAGGUUUAACAUUCACUGAACCAUGUCCAGAACGUGGUCAUGAUUAUAAUAAUCCUACUGGGAAUUAUAUGUGUGUUGUACCAACACCAAAAGAAUGUUUUAGUUUAUGCAUAAAUUUAGGCUGUAGAGAAUGGCAUCAUAUGAAUUUGAUUCCAUCUGGUAGUGAAGAAGUCAAGAAAUAUCAUCGAUGUCGUUGUAUUCCAGAGUUUAAAAUGUGCUUUUAUAAUUAUGUACCUAAAAUGUAUCGUAAUUUUGAUUAAUUCUAUAUAGAUAUUUAUAUAUCAAAAAUGUACAUAAAAAAACACUUCAGAUUUUCAUUUUCAAUGCAGCAUAUGUAUCAUAUUGAUUAUUCCAGUUUAUUUCAUUAUUAUACAAUACGCACCUACACACACACACACACACACACAUUUAUACAAACAUGAAUUACUU